AGCAGCAUCACCCGCGAUGCAUCACACCAACUGACACUCCAAUCUUUUGCUAUUUUCAAUUAACAAAUUGAACAGUAUGCAGUAACAAAAAAAGUGAUUAAAUUUAGUGUAAUGGAGUUCUGAGACUUCUCGACUUCUACUUAAAUUCGCUGUGAAUAAAAAAUUCCUGUGAAAUCCCUCCCCAACUGACCCAAACCCGACUAUAAUCCUCGAAGAUGCCUUGUGACGGCAAAAAUCCCAAUUGCGAACGUCGCCGAGAGCUGCUCUCGCAGUUAAAAUGUCUUAUCAGUUCAAUGGACAGAAAAAAACCCUGCGAGUGGGAUGAGAAACCUUGUGCUCCACCUCUUUGCGUUUCUCGAGUUCAACCGCAGUCUCCAGAUUGUGGGAUCCUCCUCAAGCCCUGCAAAAGCUACGAGCUUCGUAGCAGCAUAAUGUACCGCUGCGAGUGCAUAAAAAGGAAUGGUCUCCAGGACAGAUGCAUGAUGUGGAACUGCAUGGGUAGACCCGAAUGCAUGACGAAGCUCUACCCAGUUUGCGGACCGGGGAGGGCAGCUCUGUUAAAAUUAACCGAUCUAGGAGACAUUACCGAGGCUUUGCAAAGAUUCUACAACGCCGAUCAGGCUCGAGAAUCUGCCCUGGCUGCGUACUGUCGUCUCGCAUGUCCAGACAUCAAUGCUAUGAUUCCAAAUCCCUGCGUUGAACAGCAAUCGCCCUGUCAACAACAAUCACCCUGCGCCUAUCCCAGUUUCAUUCAAUGUUGAAAAAAAAUGCCAUUGAUUUUUCU
Molecule: messenger RNA, 784 nt
Organism: Diachasmimorpha longicaudata
Lineage: Eukaryota; Metazoa; Arthropoda; Insecta; Hymenoptera; Braconidae
Exons: 3
Coding region: 216-761 (181 amino acids)
Source: RefSeq, a predicted model, not a curated record